Exaiptasia diaphana is the source of this 1599-nucleotide messenger RNA. RefSeq names its product 3-hydroxy-D-aspartate aldolase. Gene Ontology annotation, molecular function: D-serine ammonia-lyase activity. NCBI's taxonomy places the organism in Eukaryota, Metazoa, Cnidaria, Anthozoa, Actiniaria, Aiptasiidae. The record is from RefSeq and is a predicted model, not a curated record. Gene Ontology annotation, biological process: D-serine catabolic process.
UAAUAUCCAAUGCCAAGUUGUUACAGGUGGGGGGACUGGUACCUAUCCUUUUGAGGCUGCUAGUGGAGUGUUCACCGAGGUUCAACCAGGUUCAUAUAUCUUCAUGGAUGCUGAUUAUGGGCGAAACUAUGGAGAAGAUGGUCAACCGUUCGUCUUUUUUGAACAGAGUCUGUAUGUAUUAAGCACAGUCAUCAGUGUUAGUCCUGGUAAACGUGCUAUCUUAGAUGCAGGAAUGAAGGCAGUGAGCUUGGAUUCUGGUCCUCCAUUGGUAAAGGACAAUGCAGAGCUGAUUUUCAGCAAUGGAGGUGACGAACAUGGCAUCCUACGACCAUCAGGCAAUUUGAAGGUUGGCGAUCAAGUAUGGCUAGUGCCAGGCCACUGCGAUCCAACAGUCAACAUGUACGACGAAAUUAUUGGAGUGAGGAAUGGGCUUGUCGAAUCUGUUUGGCCGAUUACUGGACGGGGGCCUGGUGUCUGACAUUAAUGAUCACCGUACAUCUCAAAGAAUUGCGUUAAUGUGCUGACACAUGGAAAGUAGCAGAAGUUGUGUAGUAUUUAUAGUGGUAUUUAUAAUCAGUGACUUGAUAUGCCGUUUGGUCGAUCCAGCAUAACUUUGUCAAGUAGUACCAYGAACAGAAGAUUUGGAUUAAAUUUGCAUGUAUCCUAAUUAUAGGACAAUCUAUCGUAUUAAAAUCUCCCGCCAGUACGCCAGUUGCGAUAUCUUUGAAACCAGGGGUUUAGUACGAGUUUGACGUCUACUAAGGAAUCAUCUCUUUCUUUCCCUUUAUAAACGCCUUUGAAUUGUAAGCUAACUUAUGUCAGAACGUUGGUUCCUUAGUAGACGUCAUACUAGGCUAGACUCAGGACCCUAUGACAGUUCGCUUACAUUUCGGAAUUAUCGAGAAAAUUAUAUAACUUGAAAGCUUAAAAAAAACCCGAGCUAAACCCAUUUUAUUUUUCCAUGGUGGAUUUCCUCAACUCUGGAUAAAAUAGAGCGAUUCAUAUGCAUUAGUGUUAAGGCGUUGACAUGCAUACAGUGGAUUGUGUAGAGGCGUUAUAGUAAAGCCUGUCAAUCACACCUUUUUAACCUCAAAAGAGGUUAUGAAGAUGUGAAGUCUUUUCUUAAUCCAGAUCGCUUAGUUAACUCCAUUUUUACCAACGUUUUGUAAAGUGAUAUAUAUCUUUGAGUAAACCGCAGUGAAUGGAUGUCAUUAAUGGUACCCUAGACUAUUACAAUCAACCCGGACAUCUGCUUCCCGUCAUGACUAUCAAAAGGUUUUAGCUUUUAAUCUUUGAUUGUUGCGCUUGUUGGUGUUUUCUGUUUGCCUUCUUUUCGUUUAUUUCCUUUCUCUUGCAAUUUUMAGUAUUUUUAUUGUUAUAAUUUUAUGAUGUUUCAAUGUUGUAACUAUGUUUCAAUGUUGUAAAUAUGAGCAUGUUUUACCAAUUUUGAAUGCGUUAUCGCUCGUUUUGUUUUUCAUGCAUUCAUUUACCAUUCAUUUAUUCAUCCAGACUGACUGGACUACUAACCUUUAUCUUUACGUAGUUUGGAUUGAUUUUUUAAAAAACAAACAAGGAAAUAAACCUGACUUCAUUCGUUCA